GCCGCUCCCGGCCCGGCCCCGCCCCGGCAGCAGCGCCCGGCGCCGCGGGGCCGUCAGGCGGCGGAGCCCGCGCGGGGAGCGGGCAGGGCGCGGGCAGGGCCCGGGGAGCGGGCACAGCGCGGGGUCCCGCUCGGCCGCCAUGGCCGCGGUGCCGCUACCCGCGCGGGGCCGGCGGGGGGCGCUGCACGAGGCGGAGGAGCCGGAGCGCAAGCGAGCACGCAGGCCAGUAGAAACCAUUGCCAGGGAGGCUGAUGCUUUCCUCGUCGGCUGUGCCAUGGAGCUGGAUUCGAAGCAGAAAAUCUCGGCUGACUGGGCUCCUUGGGCUGCAAAGACAAAGCAAAACUCAGUGAUUUUUGAAAACCGUGGAGGCGGAGGCACUGCCCAGCCUUGCCCAAGAUGUAUUGCCGGAGAAUCUGGACACUUAAAUCACAUCCUGGGCUUAUAGGAACGUGGAGACGGCGGAUCGCAGCGCUGCGCUUCUGCUUCAGUUCUGGAAAUGGGCCGGUGAACCCCGUACAGCUGGACGUCUGGACGUGGCGUGCGCUGCGCUUGUGUGUGGAGCUCAGCUGUAUGUGUUGCUCUUUCACUGCACAAUUAGGAAUAUUGCUGUUUUUACACGUGAAAAAAUGCUUCUGCUUUUGAGGUGGCUCAGUAUAUGUUUAAAACAACCUGCUGUAACGUUUUAGAGUAGUUGGGUAGAUCUGGCCUCUGGCCCAGCCUUCACCUGGGACUGGCCAUGUUGAUACACGAGAUUUUCCUGUCUCCUGGCUGCUUUCUCUGAUCCUUUUGGAAAGUGGUCCUUGCAUUUCGUGGGUGCGGGGCCUGCAGCUGUAGCUCAGCCCUUUAUUCGCAGGCAGGAAUGGGAAGACAGGAGUGUCUUCAUUUUUAGGUGGCUGUUCAGCUGUGAAAAUUCAGCCAGUAAAAAUCCUAUUGAAAGUUAUGUUUAAAUCCAAAAUAUACAGCCAAUCGGGGUAUCUCGCACUGUAGACUUCUAGUUGGUGAAUGUGGCGGGUGACUAUCUAAUAGAAAAAGCAGUAUUAUUGGAGCAACCCUCCUUAAAGCGAAGAUGACCAGUAGUUCAGCUCCGUGAAAUCCUCACACAGUUGUUAAGAUACCAUCUGACACUCCCUCUCUUUCCAGUUAUUGCAGUAUUAGAACAAAUCUGUUGACAAAGUCUUAAGCUUGUCGUCCACCACGUCACAACAGGCUCUUCUACACUUUCCCCAUAUAUAGCGCUAUAGAAUUUUUAAAUACAUUUGGAUUUUUAGACUCUAAGAUAGCAGAGUUGUGCUGCAGACUACACAACCUUAAGACAAAGGUUUUUCAACAGUCAAUGCUUCCUAUAUUGUGUGUAGACUUGUAGAUAGUACUGAGCUGACUGUUAUUAAAGAGGAAUUCUUCCUAAAUAUACCAGUGUCAUGUAACUACUGAAUUCAGUUAAGUAAUAGAUGUGGAAAUAGUCGGUAAAGCAGAGCUGCACUAAGUUGCCAUGCAGACUGUUUGGUUAGGAAAGAAUGUUUCCUCCAAGCCAAUAAAACUCUUCGUUACCUCAAAAAUAAAGAUUUUCGAAGUGCAGAAUUUUCUCAGACACUUCAGAUUUUGUUCAACCAUGAGAACAGUGCAACUGGUUAAAAGAUCAAAGCCCCAAGAAACACAGUGGGGUUAAGAAUUGUAUUGUCCCUGUUACCUUGAAGAUCCAAAACUCAUCUUGAAUCCUCUCGCUCCCAAUACGGGUUGAUGCCAGCAAUGGUAUCUGGAGAAAAAACACCAAAAACACAACUAGAAAGGAACGGGGGUUCCCUUGAGAUGACAGUUCCAUGAGCAAGUUCCUGUGUGCUGAUGGAGUUUAUCAGUUAGUGGAAAAUAAUAAUGCACAAUGUUUCUAAAGACUGAAAUUAUUUGUUACCAAGAUAACUGGAUUGUAUUGCAGGCAAUUCAUUUUUACAUUUUCCAACCCUUGUUUUUUAAAAAUGCUGGUAAUGAUAUAAUAGCAGCCAAAAGAAGACGGCUGAGCAUCAGUUGCUGGGCUGUCGGAGCUGAAAUAGCUGCUAAAGGUAAAAGGCUAAAAGUUUCAUUACUGCAAAAUGGCUCAAAACCUGUUAUGCUUCCUCAAGUAGUGACGCACACAACGGUUUCGCAUCAAAAUCCAGGGUAUCUAAAGAGGGGAAUGUCAAAAGGAGACUUGGACUCCAUGGUGGAAGAGUUUUGUGCUAGAACAUACUAGAGCAGAGCAGCAUGGCAUUGUCUUGAAAACACCAGGGUACGUCCGUGGAUUAUCCAACCAAAAGGGUGCUUUUCAUGGAAAUAAUUCAAAUUUCAUCAUGUUAAGAAUUCACAGAUACCUGUGGAUGUAUUACUUCUGUUUGCUUUAAACAUAUCCAUAUUUUAAUCUUGUGUGGCAAACGGUAAAAAUGAAAACCAAGUGUUUUAGUUAUGGUCCUUGUAGGUUUUGUGCCAUGUUCUUUUUAAUUCUUCUCCUUUUAGAGUAACCAUUACUUGGAUUUUGUAAAAUCUUACUGGCCAUAAGUGGCAGGACGGGUGUCACGGAGGCUGAUAAGUCAUGCCAGUGUUCCAGUUUAGUGUCAUUUUUGUGUCAGUGCUGCUGCUGUGACUGACGCGGUGCAGGCGUCUCGUUACACAUCACCCUGGCUCUCAGGACUGUCCUUGGAGAUUCCUGCAUCUGCACAGCUAAUCAAACAGGAGAAUUUCAUCCUAGUUUUCCCUCUGGACUCUGCAGCGUGAACGUGGGCCUGUUGUACUUCUCUUUAAAAACGUGACGCUGCAGUUCCCAUCCAGUCUCAUUACUGCUUGAGUUAUUCACGUGGACAUUCUGAACAUCUAAAUUCCGUGCUAUGGAAAGUAAACUGGAGUAAAAUGGCCACAGGUAGGGGUAUUUUAUUUAACUAUAGCCUUUUGCAUUCUCCAGGAACACAAGAUAGGAUAGUGCUCAAACCAAUUCUCUAAUAAUACUUACAUACCCCUCCCCGUUCCCCUACCGGUUUCAUCUCUUGAAAACAAACUCCAAGAAGAGGUGUAGGAAUUAGGAAUAGCUAGUGGCACGUUAACUCCCCUCGUUUUCAGCAUAUCCCAGUUACCACUAUCACACAGUGAUACUGAAAGUUGUCAAUAAAAUACUUUAGUAUAGAAAAGCAAUGAAAACCACUCUUUAGUUACCAUCCCUGCUGUAUCAGAACACAGUUUGUAACGAGAGCGUUAAUAACCAGUUUGGCAUGGAAAUGCGAUGCUUUUCCUCAAAAAGGGUUUCUAUGAAAACUCACCUGUAUCUUUCUGUUCCUUCAGAGUCAAUCAAGUGUUUUAAUUGUUGCAUCCUAACAUUUCAGAUUCCAGGGUAACCCCCCUUAGUUAUUUAGCUGCAGAAGCACCAGAUUUUCUUGCCUUAGAGCUGAGGCUUGAGCAUCGAAUAUCACCAAAAUUAUGAAAACGUCAGUGGUAUCCAACAGUAUUUUUUCUUCACUAUUGUUUGUUGAUGCAAAUGAUGUAUUGGCUAUUAGGGGAACGGAAAACUUCUCUCUUUUUAUUGAAUAUUGUUAUCUUCAAUAUCUAAGAAGUCGUUCCAGCGUGACUAGAAUUCAAGUGUAUACUGAAUUUGCGCAGUGUAAGGAUUCUCUUCCUACUGUUUGCCAAAACAGCAGCCCCCUCUCUCCGUGUUUCUGGAGCGGGUUCCAGUAUGAGGAACCGCAGGAGCCCCGGGGAGUUGCGGUUCGAGGCCGCGGUGACUGCGCUGACCCGUUCCCUUCCCAUUCCCUCUCGGUGUGGGAGGCCCCACGUCCUAACAAAAGCUUGAACAGGUUCUUACUCACAUUUCUGGGCGUGCUACUGCUGGUAAAUCAAGUAUUCUGAACAGAUGCACGUGGCAGUUCUGUUCUGCGUAAGGCGCCCCAAAGUGAGCUAAGUGGUGCUGCCGCCUGGUGAGCCGGAGUUCCCUUGGUUCUUGCACAACAGCCACUGCUGGAACUGAUUCCGUAGCCAUCCCUGAGCUCUCCGCGGGCCGCGGAGCCCCCGAGCUGCUCAGGAACACCACCAGCCCUCAUGCUUUCCACAAACAAGGACACACGCACUUCUGGAUAAACUUUAAAGCGAAUCACUGAGUUCGGAAGUGACUCCUUCCUCUGUGCUUUCUGGUGGGGCAAGGGAUGUAUUCAUAAAGCAGCCAGUGUGAAAACAAACUGUACUUUAAUAUAUUGGAGGUUUUUAAUCAUGGUAUUUUUAAAACUUAUUUUUGUAAGACUUUACUUUGUAUAACUGUGAAAAUUUGUUCUACUGAUAAAAAUGACAUACUCUAUAUUUCCUAAUAUUGUGGUUUGUACACAAAAUAACCUGAAUGAUACUUUAUUUACAUGUAUAUAGCAAAAGAAUCAUAUGGUCUGUUUUUAAUUCCGUUUAUAAUUAUAUAAUCUAAUAUUUUUAACUUUGUAUUUUGUAAAUUGUUACUUACAAAAGCAGAAGCAUUAAAACACCACUUUGGCUACAGUA
Messenger RNA from Columba livia (rock pigeon), 4494 nucleotides. It is a transcript of the gene C6H10orf143, whose product is annotated as chromosome 6 C10orf143 homolog. The record is from RefSeq and is a predicted model, not a curated record. The transcript has 4 exons. Bases 140 to 445 code for a protein of 101 amino acids. NCBI's taxonomy places the organism in Eukaryota, Metazoa, Chordata, Aves, Columbiformes, Columbidae.